CUCACCGAGAAAGAGAGCGCCUUGAAGAAAGGCUAGCAGACGGAUGGAGCAUCAGCUCGAAGAGAAAGAGGGGCGGGACAUUGUCUGUAGCAGAUCUGAAGGCCAUGAUGGAACAGGAGCGAGCAUGAAGAUAAGACAGCUUCCUCGUAAAAUGAGGAUUCAUCCUACUGUCCAUGUCUUCGGAAUCAAGCCUUUUGUCCAGUCACAGGUGUUCGUGGUUGCUUGGUGGGCGGAGUGCGCGCACCUGCAGCUCGUUCAGCAGCACCGGAGCUGCACUAUAAGAACUGCGCUCGAACAGUGGGAGGAUGCCAGAGUGUUACCGUUGUGGUACCUUCUUGUGUUCCUUCGUCCUCCCUCGUGCUCUGCUGUCUUCCUCGAGGUGACUCUUCCUGUGUUCCCCAUGUUCCUCUCGAGUCGACCCCUGCUCCCUGGACGUAACCCUUCCGACGUUUCCCUGGUUCCUCCCGCUGUUCUGGAUCCCUGGAUUCCCCCGGUGCUGCUCGGACCCCCUCGCUCCACUCUCCAGUUGCCCAGACACCUGCUGCCAACACCCAAGCUGAUUCCACACUGCCUUCCUCCCCAGUCGGGUUAUUUGCACCUCGUGAUUGAUCCGGUUCCCUGGUCCUGGGCUCCCGUUCGAGCCGUCUCCUGCCCUCGCAGAUUAGCUCUGCAGCCUCGUAUAUUCCAGAGUCAAAUAAAACCUUUAAACUUUACCUGUGUCACCGAGUGUGUUCUGCAUGUGGGCCCGACAUCUUAA
This is a messenger RNA of Fundulus heteroclitus (mummichog), 757 nucleotides long. RefSeq lists its product as uncharacterized. The transcript is spliced from 5 exons. The record is from RefSeq and is a predicted model, not a curated record. NCBI's taxonomy places the organism in Eukaryota, Metazoa, Chordata, Actinopteri, Cyprinodontiformes, Fundulidae. The coding region runs from base 44 to 757 and encodes 237 amino acids.